AUGGCAGCGGUGAUUUGCUUGGUUUUAUUGUUUAUCACCGCGUUUGGAUGCGGAUCUUGUGAAAGAUCAACGCAAUGUUUCGAGAGCUGUGUUUCUAAGAUUCCAGACGAACCUCAGCUUUGUAAUGACACUUGUCUUCAGUUGCUAAAUAUAUAUUCAGCCAACAACAUCACUACCAACGUCACCACUGUAUCACCGCCGACACCAGAUGAACCUGUGUUGCUUUCAUCCGGGUACUUUACCUUCAACCUGGACUGGAGAAAUUACAAUGAAAUCAAAUACAACGCUUCGCCAGUUGUUUAUGUUCUGGAAGUUACUCGCCAUGAGAACAUCACUGACCCAUUUGUCAUCUUGCCCCUCAUACAGAAAUAUCACACGACGACAAACACGAAUUUCACCAUCCCGGAAGAAUUCGUCACCAAGACAAACUUCUCGUUCCGUUUGGCAGUGGUUGCACUCCAAGGGACUUCGAACUUCUCAUCACCAAGUCCUCUAUAUACAACAAACAGUUCUUGUGAAAGAAGGGAAAACUUUUAUAAUAAGAGCUUGUUAAACCCGUGCCCAGUGUUUAACGUUCGCGUCAGCUUUAGAGUAUCGCCGAUCCCACUUGAAAAACCGAACAUUUCAACCAUCAUUCACUGGGAUUUACCUCACGGUUCUUGUGAAAGAAUGGAAAACUAUUAUAAUAAGAGCUUGUUAAACCCGUGCCCAGUGUUUAACGUUCGCAUCAGCUUUAGAGUGUCGCCGAUCCCACUUGAAAAACCCAACAUUUCAACCAUCAUUCACUGGGAUUUACCUCACGUUCAUUUCAUCUCGUUUUACAUCACGUCAUGCCACGCCACAUCACUGAGUCACGUCAUGCCAUGUCGUGCCAUCACAUCACGUCAUAUUAUGCCAUACCAUGUCAUGUCAUGUCGCAUCACGUCAUACGUACACACCCACCUAGAGGAAGACUUCAUAACCCUUGAGAUCACGCUUCCUGAUGAUCAGCCGCAGUACUGCUUCAUCUUUGGUCUUCGGGACCAUUUCGUUGAUACUUAUCCUGAACAUCCGUUUGAGAAACAGUAUCGUAUACUACAAGGAGAUGAUAUAACAAGUUUGAAGAACCAUGACAAUUCUAGCUGCUCUCAAUCACGGACAGAGGGCUCAGAAACGACUUACCCAGGAAGUACUUCCCAUCGUCCUCUGGUACCCUCGGUUAGUGACACGGCCGUCUCGGCUGCUAACCAGCUCCAGAAAAAACUGCAGCAACCGAACACACAACCAAGCCCCUCCAAGCCUAACAUUCAACGUCGACUUUUAAGACAAUGUAAAUCGGAGGGCAAACAACUCACUAUCAGCAACUGGAUUAAAAAAUACGAGAGGUUUCUUGAACCCAGCGAGAAGGCCAAUUGCAAGUUUAACAGAUCACACUCAUCCGGAAGCAUUAAGGGCCUUAAAGCCUUGAGCGCUGCCAGGAGAUAUUCAGAGUCUCCAGUGGCGCAAUAUACAGCAAGGGGUACCACGGAUGAAUCGAACAAUACACAGACAACACUAGUGUUAGACUCCAAAGCGGCCUCUAAGGCCCAAACUGCUUCUCCCACGCGGGCACCGAGUCUAGAUGGCGCACUGGACUCUUCUGAGCUCCAGUCCUUCGCUUUUCAGAUUGCGAACGGAAUGGCGUAUCUCUCCGGAAAAGGAAUAGUUCACCGAGAUUUGGCCGCAAGGAAUAUUCUCGUUGGGGACGAGAAAGUGCUUAAAAUUUCUGACUUCGGUCUCUCAAGAGAAGGAAUCUAUGUGAAGAGAAGCACGGGUAAAAUUCCCUUACGCUGGUUGUCUGUGGAGGCUAUGCGAGAUCGAAUCUAUUCUACUGCUAGCGAUAUAUGGGCAUUUGGCAUUGUUUUGUGGGAGAUUUGCACGCUAGGUGGAUUUCCUUAUCCAACAAUAAGCGAUAUGAACUUGUUAAACUUUCUUCUGGAAGGAAAUCGGAUGGAGAAACCAAACAACUGCUCCGAUGAAAUUUACCAGAUCAUGCUCGCCUGCUGGUCACGUGAAUGUGAGGAGCGCCCCUCGUUCCAGAACCUGAGGGAAGAGUUAUUCGACCUGCAGAAGGAAGAACAACCUUAUGUAAAUGUGGAUCCCAGUCAGGCCCUCAUCUUGCCGCCAACAGCUGGCCGAGACACCGUCGGAAACCUUAUUGCUUUCAGUGACGGCACGUUCAGUGGGGAGACCGCUGAUCAUGACGAAGUAGAAAUGGAGGAGCUUCCAAAAGAGUUGAGCCCUGGAAAAAUGUCGCUACAAAAUGAGCUACCACCUUCCAGAGAAAAAGAAAACGCUGGUUACGAAAGCUCCAAUGAAUCAGAAGAUCUGUCAGCCUCGUUUGAAAAUACUGCUGACAUUGAGAUCGGCCCUACUCUACAAAAAGAAAAGCCGGUUGACAUUAACGAUACCAACUUCAUAUUGAUGGUUUAAACGAAAGACUAAUCACUUUUUUGUUUAGUUUUAUUUAGAACUUUUAUUGCGCUUAUCCGCGAGUUUCUUAGGUUGUGCAUAUCAGUACAUAAAACAAAAUGUUACAGAUUAUAUAAGAUAGAAAGUGGAGAAUUACAAGGCUAAUCAUGCAGGGCUAGUGUUCAGCAGUUGCUGGUCAGGACGAUCAGCUUAUGAUGCACUAAUCACAUGGGGAGGGUCACUUUCUUCAUGUGUUAUAGGCUUAAAGUCGUUGUAAAAUGUGUGUGAUAAAUGAGAGAUAGCAAAUUUGCAACUCGAUGAAUAAAUGAUAAAGAUGAAAUGUUGCCCUCCCAGAUACCGGUUAGGUGCCGUAACUACUGAGCUACAGAGAGCCUCACUGUGAACUAGGCCAUUUUACUAGGUUCAUAUGUGGCACGCGUUCUGCAACUGUUAGGAUCAGCAACCGGUAUCUGGGAGGUCAUGGGAGGUCCUUUGCUCGUGGCAACAUUCCAUCUUUAUCAUAAAUUGUGUGUCUUCAUUUACAACUGCCCGGCUUUUUUGUGUGUGAGGUGUAAAAUGAUCAGAGAGUUACGUUGGAUUUUAUCAGUGUGCGAAGAAAUGAAGACGCCCACUCGAUAUCCACCAAAGUGUGCAUGUAAAUUGGGUCGUGUGUUGGCAAAUUCUUAGAGCAGUGUAGGAGAUACGCAAGAGUAUUUCAUCCUGCAGUAGUCCGAAAAUUGACUGCGAAGGAAACUAAUCCAGAAGGAGUGACAUUAAUAUCCCUGACCUAGAGUUAGAUUAAGCGUCGACAUUUACAAUUGUGGAUUAUGUUUACAGUCGAAC
This is a messenger RNA of Orbicella faveolata, 3273 nucleotides long. RefSeq lists its product as uncharacterized. Gene Ontology annotation, molecular function: ATP binding; transmembrane receptor protein tyrosine kinase activity. Gene Ontology annotation, cellular component: signaling receptor complex; plasma membrane. The record is from RefSeq and is a predicted model, not a curated record. Gene Ontology annotation, biological process: positive regulation of kinase activity; protein phosphorylation; cell surface receptor protein tyrosine kinase signaling pathway. Lineage: Eukaryota; Metazoa; Cnidaria; Anthozoa; Scleractinia; Merulinidae.